Messenger RNA from Perognathus longimembris pacificus (Pacific pocket mouse), 969 nucleotides. RefSeq names its product olfactory receptor 7A17-like. The transcript has a single exon. Gene Ontology annotation, cellular component: membrane. Bases 1 to 969 code for a protein of 322 amino acids. NCBI's taxonomy places the organism in Eukaryota, Metazoa, Chordata, Mammalia, Rodentia, Heteromyidae. Gene Ontology annotation, biological process: G protein-coupled receptor signaling pathway. Gene Ontology annotation, molecular function: olfactory receptor activity; G protein-coupled receptor activity. The record is from RefSeq and is a predicted model, not a curated record.
AUGGAACCAGAAAACAGUACACAGAUUUCUGAAUUCCUUCUUCUGGGAUUGUCAGAGGACCCAGCGCUGCAACCCCUUAUAUAUGGGCUCUUCCUGUCCAUGUAUCUGAUCACUGUGCUCGGGAAUCUGCUCAUCGUGCUGGCCACCAUCUCCGACCCCCAUCUGCACACGCCCAUGUACUUCUUCCUGGCCAACCUGUCCUUCGUGGACGUAUGCUUCACUUCUUCCAGCAUCCCCAAGAUGCUGCUCAACAUCCAGACCCAGAGCAAAGCCAUCAGCUACGCGGGCUGCAUCGCCCAGAUGUUCUUCUUGCUGCUUUUUGCAGGGUUAGAUGACUUCCUGCUGGCCGUGAUGGCUUACGACCGCUUUGUGGCCAUCUGUCACCCCCUGCACUACACGGUCAUCAUGAGCCCCCGGCUAUGCGUGCUGAUGGUGCUGGGCUCUGGCAUCAUCAGUACUUUGCACUCUUUGUUGCAGAGCUUGAUGGUGUUACGGCUCUCUUUCUGCACAAACCUGGCCAUUCCCCACUUUUUCUGUGAACUUAACCACGUGGUCCACCGUGCCUGUUCUGACACUCUCCUUAAUGAUGUGGUGAUCUAUUUGGCAGCAGUGCUGUUGGCCAUGGGUCCCCUGGCCGGCAUCCUGUAUUCUUAUUCCAAGAUCGUGUCCUCCGUCCGGGCCAUGUCCUCAGCUCGGGGCAAGUACAAGGCCUUUUCCACCUGCGUGUCUCACCUCUCCGUGGUCUCCUUGUUUUAUUGCACGUGCAUAGGGGUGUACCUCAGCUCUGCGGCCACACACAACUCACACUCAACGGCCACGGCCUCGGUGAUGUACAUGGUGGUCACGCCCAUGCUGAACCCCUUCAUCUACAGCCUGAGGAAUAAAGACCUCAAGAGCACCCUGAGAAGGCUACUGGGGAAGGAGCUGCUCAGAGUGCCAGUUGGGUUUAGAUUCAAACUGUGCACAUGA